Messenger RNA from Leishmania major strain Friedlin, 351 nucleotides. RefSeq lists its product as hypothetical. Lineage: Eukaryota; Euglenozoa; Kinetoplastea; Trypanosomatida; Trypanosomatidae. The transcript has a single exon. Bases 1 to 351 code for a protein of 116 amino acids. The record is from RefSeq and is a predicted model, not a curated record.
AUGCCGCAAGACACGUACUUUCGCCGUGCCAUCAAUUGGAUGUACGGGGACGAUGCCUACCUUCAAAAUAUGCCAACGAAGGACCUGGGCAACAAGCACAUUAACGAGCUUCUCGGCCGGCACCCCUACCACCCGUACGAUCCUGAUAUGAAGGCCGACAACCCCUGUUACCAAUUCAACGCACUCUUUCACGAAUGCAUGGAGGCGGAUCACGUGGAGGGGUACGAACUUUAUCAGAAGCAUGUGGCCUGCUACUUCCCGUACAAGGUAGAUUUGAUGAAGUGUAUUGCCCAGGAGAAGCGGCGCCAUCGCAUGGAGGUGGACGUUCUAGAGAAAGGUCCGAAAAGCUGA